Messenger RNA from Meriones unguiculatus (Mongolian gerbil), 5861 nucleotides. RefSeq names its product ATP binding cassette subfamily G member 1 (gene Abcg1). Gene Ontology annotation, biological process: cholesterol homeostasis; transmembrane transport. The coding region runs from base 122 to 2122 and encodes 666 amino acids. Lineage: Eukaryota; Metazoa; Chordata; Mammalia; Rodentia; Muridae. Gene Ontology annotation, cellular component: plasma membrane. The record is from RefSeq and is a predicted model, not a curated record. Gene Ontology annotation, molecular function: ABC-type sterol transporter activity; ATP hydrolysis activity; ATP binding. The transcript is spliced from 15 exons.
GAACCGAGAGGAGCGCCGCGGUGAAGCCGGAGCUAGCGCAGCCUCGUUCCUGCAAACUCGUCCCCGCCGCCCGCAGCCUCGUCCCCGCCGCCGCCGCCGCUGCCGCCGCCGCCCCCGGGGCAUGGCCUGUCUGAUGGCCGCUUUCUCGGUCGGCACCGCCAUGAAUGCCAGCAGCUACUCCGUAACGAUGACGGAGCCCAAGUCCGUGUGCGUGUCGGUGGACGAGGCUGUGUCCAGCAACGUGGACGACGUUGAGACAGACCUGCUGAACGGGCACCUGAAGAAGGUGGACAACAACUUCACAGACGCCCAGCGCUUCUCCUCCCUGCCUCGCAGGGCAGCCGUGAACAUCGAAUUCAAGGACCUUUCCUACUCCGUCCCCGAAGGACCCUGGUGGAGGAAGAAAGGAUACAAGACCCUUUUGAAAGGGAUCUCUGGGAAAUUCAACAGUGGAGAGCUGGUGGCCAUCAUGGGUCCUUCUGGAGCUGGGAAGUCCACACUCAUGAACAUUCUGGCGGGAUACAGGGAGACGGGCAUGAAGGGGGCGGUCCUCAUCAACGGCAUGCCCCGGGACCUGCGCUGCUUCCGGAAGGUCUCAUGCUACAUCAUGCAGGAUGAUAUGCUGCUGCCUCACCUCACUGUUCAGGAGGCCAUGAUGGUGUCCGCGCAUCUGAAGUUGCAGGAGAAGGAUGAAGGCAGACGGGAGAUGGUCAAGGAGAUCCUGACAGCACUGGGCUUGCUGCCCUGUGCCAACACGCGCACGGGGAGCCUAUCGGGUGGCCAGCGGAAACGCCUGGCCAUUGCUCUGGAACUGGUCAACAACCCUCCUGUCAUGUUUUUUGAUGAGCCCACCAGUGGCCUGGACAGCGCCUCCUGCUUCCAGGUGGUGUCCCUGAUGAAAGGGCUGGCCCAGGGCGGCCGCUCCAUCGUCUGCACCAUCCACCAACCCAGCGCCAAGCUCUUUGAGCUCUUUGACCAGCUUUAUGUGCUGAGUCAAGGGCAGUGCGUGUACCGGGGGAAGGUCUCGAAUCUCGUGCCGUAUCUGAGGGAUCUGGGUCUGAACUGCCCUACCUACCACAACCCUGCCGACUUCGUCAUGGAAGUGGCGUCAGGAGAGUACGGUGACCAGAACAGCCGCCUGGUGAGGGCCGUGAGGGAGGGCAUGUGCGACUCUGACUAUAAGAGAGACCUCGGGGGCGACACAGACGUGAACCCGUUUCUUUGGCACCGGCCUGCUGAAGAGGACUCCGCCUCCAUGGAAGGCUGUCACAGCUUCUCGGCCAGCUGCCUCACCCAGUUCUGCAUCCUCUUCAAGAGGACCUUCCUCAGCAUCAUGCGGGACUCGGUCCUGACACACCUGCGAAUCACCUCGCACAUCGGCAUCGGCCUCCUCAUCGGCCUGCUGUACCUGGGGAUCGGGAACGAAGCCAAGAAGGUCCUGAGCAACUCUGGCUUCCUGUUCUUCUCCAUGCUGUUCCUCAUGUUUGCUGCCCUCAUGCCCACCGUUCUGACCUUUCCCCUGGAGAUGAGCGUCUUCCUCCGGGAGCACCUCAACUACUGGUACAGCCUGAAGGCCUACUACCUGGCCAAGACCAUGGCUGACGUCCCCUUCCAGAUCAUGUUCCCCGUGGCCUACUGCAGCAUUGUCUACUGGAUGACGUCGCAGCCGUCGGACGCCGUGCGCUUCGUGCUGUUUGCUGCCCUGGGCACCAUGACGUCUCUGGUGGCCCAGUCCCUAGGCCUGCUGAUUGGAGCCGCCUCCACAUCCCUGCAGGUGGCAACGUUCGUGGGGCCUGUGACAGCCAUCCCUGUCCUGCUCUUCUCGGGAUUCUUCGUCAGCUUCGACACGAUCCCAGCCUACCUUCAGUGGAUGUCCUAUAUCUCCUACGUCAGGUACGGCUUUGAGGGCGUCAUCCUCUCCAUCUAUGGCUUGGACCGGGAGGACCUCCACUGCGACAUUGCCGAGACGUGCCACUUCCAGAAGUCAGAGGCCAUCCUGCGGGAGCUGGACGUGGAGAACGCGAAGCUGUACCUGGACUUCAUCGUCCUGGGCAUCUUCUUCAUCUCCCUGAGGCUCAUUGCCUACUUUGUCCUGAGGUACAAAAUCCGGGCUGAGAGGUAAAACCCCUCGCAAGGCCAGCAGCGAGGCAAAGCAGACAUUGUGACCGAGGGCACUGCACCUGCUCCUGGUGACAAAGACUCUCCUGACCCAACCUGGAGGCCACGCGGGUCGAUGGCGACCGGCGUUGAGCGCCUCCGCCCGGCGGGUUGGAACUGUUCCUUUUCUAACUAGGAAGAUGUAGGGCGGUUGGGGUUCUUUUUUUACACGAGGGAUUGAAAACGCAAGUGGCACAGAAUGUCAUCCUCCGGUCCAGCUGGGGACGAGAAGCUCCCUCAGUCGAAGCUCCUUCCUGGAGCCCGGGACACGUUGACCUGGAUGAGGAGUGUCAGCCGCCUUGGUCCCCCGGAGAGGUGGAUGUCGUCACGGGGCAAAGUCCACCCACGGUGGAACUCCGUCCUUUAACGGUUUCGUCUUUCUAAAGCUCUUCUCACUUAUGAGGAAGUCACUUUCCGAGCCAAAGUCGAUAAAUUUCAUUCAUUUUGAGAGAUUGUAUCUUUUUAGUACCUUUUGAGGACUUAUUCAGGGUAAAAGGUGUGCUUUGCUUAGGAAUAGAGGAGACCCACGUGGCCACCCAGUGGGGCCUCACAGACACCACCACAGACGGCAAGGGAGACCACCACGCCGGCUGCACCGGGCCAGCAAGGACUAAGCGAUGCCGACAGGGCUGAGGGGAAGUUGGCAGGCUCCUCCCAGACUUUUCUUUUUUUUCCCCCGCAUGCUUCUCAUUUUAAGCGAAAUAGAUGGUUUCUUCCUAGUUUUCCGGCCACUUUAAUUUUGCCCAGGAGAUACUAGAGUCCACCUUCUCAGUUUUUUUGUUUGUUUGUUUUUAAGAGCAUUUUCCCGUUCUUCAUGAGUCACAUUAACUACCUCCACUAAACCUGGGAAGCCGGCCUGGGGACACAACGGGUGUACCCCUCAAACUGCGGGGGUGGGCAAUGGGGCAUCAGUGAUGGACAGGCUGGCUAGGUGGAAGGGGAGGUGCCAUGGAUGCCCCCAUUAAAACGCAGCUGCUUGCUUCUCCAGAGCACCUAGUAUCAGUCUCCCACAAAAGCCUCUAUUUUUGUGGGUUAGGUCAGUUUACCCCUGUGAGCCUCAGUUUCCACACCUGUAAGUAAAUUGCACUAGCUCAUGUUCUGACAGGUCCCGAGAUUUCUCGGUCGUGGCCUUGAAGCUUUCCUAUCUUACCUGUAGAGAAUGAUUAAGGGUCCGAAUUUUACUUAACGCAUGGAUGUGCUUUGAGAAGAUACCUAGAGAUUCUUCUUAUUUUUUUCACUCCUAGAUCUUUUAUAGAGAACACGAUUGAAAUGCAUAUUACGAUGUAAUUUUCAGUUUGCUCGUUCUAUACAAACAUGGCAUUGCCUUCUAGGUUCAGCUUUUAACCAGGGACACGAUUCGCCUUUAUAAAAAGUCUUCAUUAAAAAAAAAAAAAAAAGGAAAAGUCUUGAUUUAAUUCCAAGGUGUUAGGCGUGGCACCCAGAGAGGAACUGGCCGUUGAUAGCUGGUGAAAUGUGGUCUGGAAGGAAUGGGACUUGGGUGGCCAGAUCUCCGACUCACGCUUGGCAACAUUGGUGCCAAGGAAACCAUUCCUUCUUAUGGGUUAGUGUGAGGGGUGACGCAUAGCAGGAUCUACCAGAGGCUAUAUUUCUCUGUGGAGACAGCUGUGCUGUCAGUCAUAGGCAUUGUGGUCCAGGUUUCAAAUCUGGAAGAGUGCCUCAGCCUCCGGAGGAGUUCUUUCCUGGCGGAGUCUGAGCUCAGGAUACAAGAGCUGGCGGGCAGGGUGACGUGGGCAGUUGGUAAAGUAUAUUGAGCAGAGCAGGUAAGGGGUCAGAAGUCACCUGCAGGACAGCAUUGCUCAUUUGUUUGCACACUCCAGGAAGGCUGACAGCCAAACUAGGCGACUCUCCAUCCUUGUCCCUCAUCCAGUGUCCACAGGUGUCCUGGUGUGUGGCUCCCCUCGUCACCAUCCGUAGCUGGGGCUCCAGAGAUAGUGUCUGGAUUUCUGGAUCAUUUCCUGUUCUUUCCGUGAUAAGGGAGCAUCCACCGAUUUCCUGUUUGUCUCCGUCAUGGUAGGGAGUACCCGGAAGUGUCCACCUUUCCUGAUACUGACGUUAAAGUCAGACUCUUUUGCAAUUGGGUUCCAUGUGACUCUAAGGACCCAGGCCUUCCUUUCAUCUCUAGCUGAGCUCCUUCUAUUGCAAGGAAGGAAUCUAUCAGGUUAAAGCCUACACCACUGCCUCAUGUUAUCAAGAGUAAAAUGAAAGUCCUUAUGUGUAAAAAAAAAAAAAAGAGGUCCAAAGACAGAAAAAGACAGAGUUUUCAUCAGGAAGUGAGACCUGUGGGGCCUACUAGCCCUAAGCUUGGAAGAGGCUGGGUCUGAUAUCCUCUGUCCAGCCCCGUCCUUUGUUCUUCCAUCCCAGCAUCUCCUGCCUCCUCCUCUACCCUCUGUCUAGAGAGAGUUAAUGUCUUAGGAGCAGGGGAGUGGCACUUCCAGGGAGGAGGAUGAGCUGAGUGAGCAUUGCACACAGUAGGUGAUAGAAUCUCCCUUCCUCACCUGGAGGUCGGGAGGAGCAAGCACCAUUAGGACUAGAAAAAUGGGACAUAACAGCUUUCAUCUUAGAAACCCAAAGAAAGGUUGUUUAUCAGCCGAGGCCGGGGAUAGACAGUAUCCGCAGAACCUCUGCGUGUGUCUGUGAGAACAGAAGAGACUGGAGGUGAACGCCUCCCCUUGGGAAUGUCUGGGACCCUGCGGCCCCUUCUGUUUCUCCUUCCUGUAUUCAUCCAUCAAACCUUCACUGAGCUGGUUUCCCCCUGUUGCUCCAGGCCCCGGGGGCAACAGCUUUGCUCUCCUUAUCUAUGUAGCAUGGAGGCAGGGAGGGGCUGGCUUGGUGCUGAGGGUCAUCAGAGCCCGGAGUCCCUGCCCUCUGGUUUUUCAGGGCAGCUGCUUUGCUCUCCUUAUCUAUGUAGCAUGGAGGCGGGGAGGGGCUGGCUUGGUGCUGAGGGUCAUCAGAGCCCGGAGUCCCUGCCCUCUGGUUUUUCCAGUCGUCCUUGUCCAAGCAAACAGAUCGAGAACGCUUAGACAGACGCAGAGCACAGCGCUGGCACAGAGGCUGUCUACUCAGUCAGUCAUUCUGCCGCCAAAGAGAAGGCCAAGCAGAGAGGCCAACCUGUUCUUUGUCCCCUGAGGGAUUUACAUCCCAGUGCCUAUGAUGAGUGUCACUAGCCCACCCCAGGGCCGACUCCACCCGUGUCUUACUGGAGGUGGUCCCGUUCUUUUCUGUCUGAGCUUCCUGCGGUAAUGCUAGCGGACCACACCUCAGGUCAGAGACCCCGGUGCCCAAGCAUUCGUGUCUUGAGUGUCUAUACAUGAAUUUGCACAUACACUCAUGUCCGCUCCCCUAGGUGCACAUGUGUAGGCUGCUCCCGCUCGUGUCUCAUAGCGUUGUUCUGUGUCUCUCCCUUUGUAUCCGUGGCACACCAGCCUCCAGACUCCUUUCCUAUCACCUUUGCCCCGAGGAGGAAAGACAAAAACUCCUCUAUGCCUGUGGCACAGGAGAUGAAAAAGUCCGGUAGAAAAUCCACCGAGGCUGUUGAGCAACACCAGCUAAAUAAGGAUGUGACAGAAAAGAAUGUGAUGGAACCCAGCAGGGAGCUCAAGGAGCAGACUGUGUCAAUAUAGAGUUAGCUACUUGGAAGAAACAAAACUACUAAUAAAAUAUUUUAUAUGAAAUUUUUACGCGCA